AUGGCGUCCACGUACGCGCUGCCUAUUGCGCCCACCUCGCAUUCUCACAGCCAUGGACGCUCGCAGUCCCAAUCGCAGUCCCAAUCGCAGUCCCAAUCGCAGUCCCAAUCGCAGUCUCCAUCCCAGUCCCAGUCCCAGUCUCCAUCCCAGUCCCAGUCCCAGUCGCACUAUUUCACCGCACCCUCGCCCAACCGAAGCGGCCGCCCCAAGGCCUUGUCACCCGUAGAGGAAGGGAAGAACCCUACGUCAGGGCACCAACACCACAGACCAGACAUGAGUGGGCAGCUGUAUGGCGCGGUGCGUUCACCGUAUGCCGAGUACAACAGCAAUGCGCACAACCACAGCCACGGACACAGCCAUUCUCACUCGCAUGCCCACUCGAAUUCGAAUGGCUCCUCACACACGCUGGCUUCUUUUGCGAACGGCAGGCCGAAUGGCAGACUUGGCGUAGACUCGCCGCAGACACCGAGGAAGAACGCAGCGGCUGCGAAGUACGGCCUGUUCUCGCCCGUACAAGAGUCCGCACCCGUGUUGCCGUCUUCCUCAUGGCUGGACCUGCCCGAAGCACUCACGGCACUGCUCAUACCCCUGCCAUAUCUCCUCGCCACAGUAGCGUACCCCAAUGCUGCACGAAAGCUACCUACGACACGAUCAGAAGCCGUUGUGGAAAGCGAGCCAGCACUUCAAGUUGACACUGCUACGAACGACGCACACCUCCUCCACGCCCUCUUCCUCACAUCAGCGACACUGCUCGCAGUCGGACUCACUGCACGAGUUCGGUCGGGCUUGGAUCAGCCGCUUGAUAGGCGGAAGGCUGAUAGCUCAAGGAGCAUAGCUGCAGCAUUGCGAGAUGGUGCUGGCCUCAGACAGAGUCUUACAAACGUCUCUGGUGUCUUGCUACCGUUCUACGCGGCUAUGCAGAUAGGUGGCGCGAAAACAGCUCUAGUUCUCUUGACUGCCGUUGCUGCGGGACUUGGUGCCACGGACCAGAGACCUGGAAAGCACACGCGCUGGGAUGAUCUGAAAAGAACUCUGCGAACUCGAAGGACGACGGUCGCAGUCUUGCUCAUUGGGGUGAUUGUGGAUGUCACCCUCUGGGGCCAUCCGGCAUGCGCCUUGUUUGGCUACAGUGCUUUGUUCACGUCGAUAUUCGCAGCUCCUCCGCCGCUACCCACAGCCGGCUGGUUGUUGGUCACUGGCAACCAGACCCAGGAUUCGUACACAAGCAAAGGAUCCUCGCGAGCCUCUUUGCCGAAGCCAUCCUCGCCACUGAUCAGCACGUCAGAAGACACGCUCCUAACCUGCGUAUCUGGUGUUGGCUUGAUGGCCAUCACUCUCCUGUUGUCGUUUUUUACUUCUCCAACUACAUCUUUCUCACCACAUACUAUCGUUUUCACAGCAUCGUCGGUUGCAUCGGCGACGGCGCUUGUAUUCUUCUCGCUUCCCGCGGCCCUGCGAAGUCACCGGUACGUCGGGCUGCACCUCGGUGGUCUGCUCGUUAUCGCUUUUACUGGAUGGCAAUAUCUGCAUGAUUGGCAUCACACGGUCUUCACCGCACUGAGUUACACGCUCUAUGCUUGCGGUAUUGUGUGGGAUACUCGCUCUUCUCACGCACACUCGUAUGCUCACGACCAUGCACGUGCGGAUCACGGCCACUCGCACGAUCACAAGCAUGAACACCAUCUCCAUGCAAACCCGUCACGAAUCUCAGCGUUUCUUAUCGCGCGUACGACACCAGGCUCCAUUAUCCACAGCGUCAUGAUUGAGCGGGACUCUCGACGUAUUGCAUAUUUUGGAGUCCUGAACUUGAGUUUCAUGGUCGUCCAGUUCUUUUACGGCUUCGUUAGCGGGUCUCUGGGUCUGCUCACCGACAGUAUUCAUAUGCUGUUCGAUUGCGCUGGUCUCGCUGUGGGCUUAGCAGCGGCAGUCAUGAGUAAAUGGCGUCCCAAUGCUCGCUUUCCGUACGGUUAUGGAAAGAUCGAUACCUUGUCUGGUUUCGCUAAUGGUGUAUUUCUUCUCCUUGUCAGUUUGGAAAUCAUUUUCGAUGCGUUCGAACGCUUGUGGGAAGGCCAUGAGCUGCACCGACUGAACGAGCUACUCAUUGUUAGUAUCCUAGGCUUCCUUGUCAAUAUUGUAGGCCUCACAGCCUUUGGACACGCACACCACGGACAUGGACAUUCUCACGACCAUGGAGAUCACGACCACGGCCACGGCCAUUCGCACGACAACGAGAACAUGCAGGGUAUAUUUCUGCACAUCCUCGCCGAUGCCCUCGGCUCUGUAGCCGUCAUCAUCUCCACAUUACUCACCAAGUACUACGGCUGGUCCGGCUGGGAUCCCAUCGCAUCGUGCAUCAUCGCCAUUCUCAUCUUCCUGUCUGCAAUCCCACUCGUCAAGAGUUCCGGCAUGCGCCUGAUGCUGUCCCUUCCAACCGACGCAGAAUACGGCGUACGCAACACGUUGCAGGAGCUUAGCUCGCUGCGAGGCGUCGUAGGCUACACGGUUCCCAAGUUCUGGCUGGAAGACGAGGGCGCCGCGCACGCCGAGGCCCACGCGAAAGAGCAUGAACAUGAGCACGGGCACGGGGGUUGCAGCGACGGACACGACCAUGACCACAGCCACGCACACGGACACGAGCACAAGCACUCUGGACACGACCACGACCAUGAUCAUGACCACGCGCAUUCGCAUUCUCAUUCGCUAUCGAACGGACACGCACACGCACAUACACACGACCACGACCACGACCACAGCCACGACCACAGCCACGCUCCAGGAAAGCAGCGGAUCCUCGGCGUCAUGCACAUCAUCGCGUCGCAGGCCGCGGAUCUCGAAGACGUCCGCGAGCGCACGAUCCAGUUCCUCAAGGGCCGCAACAUGGACGUUGUGGUGCAUGUGGAGAGGGAGGGCGACGGGCGCUGUUGGUGCGGCGGUGGGAACAAGACGAGCUGA
Messenger RNA from Ascochyta rabiei, 2952 nucleotides. Its product is annotated as Putative zinc transporter msc2. Bases 1 to 2952 code for a protein of 983 amino acids. Lineage: Eukaryota; Fungi; Ascomycota; Dothideomycetes; Pleosporales; Didymellaceae. The transcript has 3 exons. Gene Ontology annotation, biological process: transmembrane transport; zinc ion transport; intracellular zinc ion homeostasis. Gene Ontology annotation, molecular function: zinc ion transmembrane transporter activity. The record is from RefSeq and is a predicted model, not a curated record. Gene Ontology annotation, cellular component: membrane; Golgi apparatus.